This is a messenger RNA of Sphaerodactylus townsendi, 1416 nucleotides long. It is a transcript of the gene TESMIN, whose product is annotated as testis expressed metallothionein like protein. Bases 1 to 1416 code for a protein of 471 amino acids. The transcript is spliced from 10 exons. Gene Ontology annotation, cellular component: nucleus. Gene Ontology annotation, biological process: regulation of DNA-templated transcription. The record is from RefSeq and is a predicted model, not a curated record. Lineage: Eukaryota; Metazoa; Chordata; Lepidosauria; Squamata; Sphaerodactylidae.
AUGAAAAAUGACCUAGGACAAUUAGAUGUCUCCACAGAGAAAAAACACAAACAGAUUGAAAGUCUGCCUGUAUAUGUGGAAAAACAUAUAAAUAGUAUGGAUAAUGGAUUUGUAAAUGAAGUAUUCAACCAGCAGAAGGUAUUUAAUUUUGAAAAGUUUAACAUGAAGAGUGAUUUAAUUAAUAAACCAGUAGACAGAUUCCACUAUGGUAAAUGUACCUGCUUAAGCAAUGUGGACAAAACUUCAGUUGAUCACUUGACAUAUACUCUUAAAGAAACUGAAAAGUCUUGUAAUGGUAUCAGCACUUUACCUCAAGAUACUGAUGCUUUCUGUGAUGAAAUUGCAGAGGUGAGAGAAGCAGUUGUCAGCAUUAUGGCUAAUAAUUCAGAUGAAUUAGUGGGUCAAAGUACAAACUGUGGUGAAUCCAGACACAAUUUACCUGCUUCACAGAAUGCAAUGGAGGAACCCAGCUGUUCACACAGAAAUUAUUCCAGUUCUCAAGUGGUUAUCUUCCAGCUGAAGGGUGGUGCUCAUAUACUCUGUGUAAACAGUGCUGACACAAUGAAAACUGUUCAUCUGAUCCCCCAGUUUCAAGAUCAGCAAAAAUAUCUUCAGCCAGAUUCAACUAACUCUGUGACAUCUGUACUGGGACAGUUUUUACCAGUUGGAGGGAAGAUGAAUAAUUGUGCGCAAGAGAGCAUUGAUUUCACUUUUAAUUUACAAUUAUUUAGGUUGCCUUUCAGUUCCUGGGACACAAAGUCUAAAAAGCCAUGCAACUGUACAAAAUCACAGUGUCUUAAAUUAUACUGUGAUUGUUUUGCCAGUGGUGAUUUCUGCAACAACUGCAACUGCAAUAAUUGUUAUAACAGUCCACAGCAUGACAUAGAACGGUUUAAAGCAAUUAAGGCUUGUCUUGACAGAAACCCAGAAGCUUUCCUGCCAAAGAUUGGAAAAGGGAAAAUGGGGGAUAUUAAGCCUCGACAUAAUAAAGGAUGUAACUGUAAGCGUUCAGGGUGCCUGAAGAACUAUUGUGAAUGCUUUGAGGCUAAAAUUAUGUGUUCAUCUAUCUGCAAAUGCGUUGGUUGUAAAAAUUAUGAAGAAAGCCCAGAUCGAAAAACUCUAAUGAAUAUGCCAAACCAUAUGGAGAUUAGAAGUAAUGAAGGAAAUGACUCUGUAUCAUUUUCUACCUCUGAAAUAUUAGCAAAACCCAGAAAUGACAGUAGGCAGUCUACUACAUGUAUAUCAUGGGAAGUGGUUGAGGCAACAUGUGCCUGUCUCCUGGCUCAAGCUGAAGAGGCAGAAAAAGAAUCUUACUCUGUUUGCCUGGCUGAACAAAUGAUCUUAGAAGAAUUUGGGAGAUGUUUAUCACAGAUUCUACACUCUGAAUUUAAAUCCAAAGGGCUAAAAGUUGAAUAA